UGGCUGGAGGAAUCUCGCCUGCAAGCACGUCAGGAAGGGAUGUCUGGAUCCUGGUGCCAGCGACUGUGUGCUGGGGCGAGAGCCACCCUCGCCAGGGGUGCAGGCAGGCGAGAGGAGAGCCUGGGGCUUCGAGUCCGCCACACCGCGCCCUCAUUUGUGCGCAGCCCCGGAGGUCUAGAGUGGGGAAAAACCCCACCCUCUCCCAGGGCCCAACCGAGCACCGCAGCGGGAGACCCUCCUGCCAUGAACCAGUCCAUCCCAGGGGCUCCCACCCCGCCCCGCCGCGUGCGGCUGAAGCCCUGGCUGGUAGCCCAGGUGAACAGCUGCCAGUACCCAGGGCUUCAAUGGGUCAAUGGGGAAAAGAAAUUCUUCUACAUCCCCUGGAGGCAUGCCACAAGGCAUGGUCCCAGUCAGGAUGGAGAUAACACCAUCUUCAAGGCCUGGGCCAAGGAGACAGGGAAAUACACUGAAGGGGUGGAUGAAGCCGAUCCAGCCAAGUGGAAGGCCAACCUGCGCUGCGCCCUUAACAAGAGCCGAGACUUCCGCCUCAUCUACGAUGGGCCCCGGGACAUGCCACCUCAGCCCUACAAGAUCUACGAGGUCUGCUCCAAUGGCCCCGCUCCCACAGAGUCCCAGCCCCCUGAGGAUUACUCUAUUCCAGGAGAGGAGGAGGAGGAGGAAGAGGAAGAGCUGCAGAGGAUGUUGCCAAGUCUGAGCCUCACAGAUGCAGUGCCGCCAGGCCCCGCCAUGGCACCCUAUUCUUUACCCAAAGAGGAUGUCAAGUGGCCACCCACUCUGCAACCACCUACUCUGCAGCCAUCCGUGGUGCUGGGUCCCCCUGCUCCGGACCCCAGUCCCUUGGCUCCUCCCCUUGGCAACCCUGCUGGCUUCAGGGAGCUUCUCCCUGAGGUCCUGGAGCCUGGGCCCCUGGCUGCCAGCCUGCCCGCUGUAGGCGAACAGCUCCUGCCCGACCUGCUGAUCAGCCCCCACAUGCUGCCUCUGACUGACCUGGAGAUCAAGUUCCAGUACCGGGGGCGGCCACCCCGAGCCCUCACCAUCAGCAACCCUCACGGCUGCCGGCUCUUCUACAGCCAGCUGGAGGCCACCCAGGAGCAGGUGGAACUCUUCGGCCCCAUAAGCCUGGAGCAAGUGCGCUUCCCCAGCCCUGAGGACAUACCCAGCGACAAGCAGCGCUUCUACACGAACCAGCUGCUGGACGUCCUGGACCGUGGGCUCAUCCUCCAGCUCCAGGGCCAGGACCUAUAUGCCAUCCGCCUGUGUCAGUGCAAGGUGUUCUGGAGCGGGCCUUGUGCCUCAGCCCAUGACUCAUGCCCCAACCCCAUCCAGCGGGAGGUCAAGACCAAGCUCUUCAGCCUGGAGCACUUUCUCAAUGAGCUCAUCCUGUUCCAGAAGGGGCAGACCAACACCCCACCACCCUUUGAGAUCUUCCUCUGCUUUGGGGAAGAAUGGCCUGACCACAAACCCCGAGAGAAGAAGCUCAUUACUGUACAGGUGGUGCCUGUAGCAGCUCGAAUGCUGCUGGAGAUGUUCUCAGGGGAGCUAUCUUGGUCAGCAGAUAGUAUCCGGCUACAGAUCUCAAACCCAGACCUCAAAGACCGCAUGGUGGAGCAGUUCAAGGAGCUUCAUCACAUCUGGCAGUCUCAGCAGCGGUUGCAGCCUGUGGCCCAGGCCCCUCCUGGGGCAGGCCUUGGUGCUGGCCAGGGGCCCUGGACUAUACACCCAGCUGGCAUGCAGUAACAAGGCUGCAGAUGGUGACUGGCCCUGGCUUCCUGGGUGGCUGUGCAGACUAAUGUGGAGGUAUGACAGCCCCAGUGAGCACCUGGCUAGCUGCAGGGUCCCCCCUCUGGGUUUCCUGGAAGUGGAUUUGGGCCAAGAAGAGCAGGGAGACAGGCCUGAGCUCCUGCUCAAAGCUUUGCUUUGAGGGUUCUGUGUUCCCGGGCCUCUCUCUCCUGGGCUCUCUCUGGUCUGGUCAGCCUGGCUCCUGAGAAACUCAGCCAUGAGCAAGGAAGGAACCCCCCCCAACCCCCAACCCUUGGUCCUAGUUUACAGGAGGAAUUGCCUAAGGAUGGCCCACUCUUGUGAUUGCCCCAUUUCCUCUGGCAAAAAAAACCAGAGUGUUGUGAGCCAAGUCCCCCCGCAAGGCCUCUGCAGAGUAUGGCCGUGAUUUCCCUGGUUUGAGCCUCACUUCCUCAUCUUCCUCUCCUCUGAGAUAGAUAUGAGUGACCACUUAGGCAUCACAUCAGAUGCUCAAGGCUGGCAGCUCCCCCUUUUCUUGAGAGUCCAAGAACCUGAGAUAGAAAGAAUUUGUAUGUAUUUUUGGAUUAAUAAAUGUUAAAAACAUACUCAGCUGUUUCUUUUUUCUGCUACCAGUUGCUCCCAUGCUGCUCUGCCAGGCUGUUUUGGAUGCCAGCUGUUCCCCGAGCACCUGCCCCCUGCUUGUGGCUACUGGCAUCGGGAGGGCCUGCCUUCUGGGCUGAUGAGUCAGUUGGGCCUUCAUAAACACUCACCUGGCUGGCUUUGCUUUCCAGGAGGAAGCUGGCUGAAGCAAGGGUGUGGAAUUUUAAAUCUGUGCACAGUCUAGAAAACUGUCAGAAUCAGUUUUCUCUUAAGAAAUGGUGGAAAAGGACAGGCUAGCAUUGCAGCUGCAUUUGGGACCAUUCAAGUCUGUCAUCCUCAUGUAUAUUCCUGUGCUAUUAAACAUAUCAGGGCAAUGCAUCCUGAUAUAUUUAAUGUAUUUAUUAUAUUGUCCCCUGAGGUUGGAGUAGUGAGGUCUCACUGAUAGUCCUCCCAGAGCUGGCAGUUAAAGAGCCUGGCACCUACCCCCCACCCGUGUCACCUCUGCAGACUCCAGCCCCCUUUCUGCCUUCAGCCAUGAGUGGAAGCCACCCCAGGCCCUUACCAGAUGCAGAUGCCCAACUUGAUGCCCAGCCAUCAGAACUGUGAGCCAAAUAUACCUUUUUCUG
Molecule: messenger RNA, 2984 nt
Organism: Saimiri boliviensis boliviensis (Bolivian squirrel monkey)
Lineage: Eukaryota; Metazoa; Chordata; Mammalia; Primates; Cebidae
Source: RefSeq, a predicted model, not a curated record